This is a messenger RNA of Penaeus monodon (black tiger shrimp), 648 nucleotides long. RefSeq names its product eukaryotic translation initiation factor 3 subunit F-like. The coding region runs from base 1 to 648 and encodes 215 amino acids. The record is from RefSeq and is a predicted model, not a curated record. The transcript has 4 exons. NCBI's taxonomy places the organism in Eukaryota, Metazoa, Arthropoda, Malacostraca, Decapoda, Penaeidae.
AUGACUGCAUACAACGAACGUAUCAUUUAUGCGAGACGCAUGAAGUGGGGCCACGAAACACGUGCCUGUCCACGAGGCGGGCCGCGAUGCUGGUAUUGCGCUCUUUCACGUGGAAGUUCAGAAUGUGCUGAAAAGAUUUCCGAAGGAAACAACGUCCCUCGGAAAUGCGUGAACUGCCGACAAGAGCGUGGGGGAAUUCCCACACCUGCAGAGGUCAACAGUGAUGGCCCUGCAGAGAAAGCCAUGGCACUGGCCACAGUACCAGCACCAACACGAGUUAAAGCUCUGUCAACUCAAGCACCAGCAACAGUUUCAGCAUCAGCAGCAGCACCAGUCCUAGCACCAUAUGCUGCACCAUCUUCUGCACCAGCUUCAGCACCAGCUGCAGAACCAACUCUAGCACCAUCUUCUGCACCAGCUUCAGCACCAGCUUCAGCAUCAGUUGCAACACCAGUUGCAGCUCAGCCCUCACUGCAGCAAGACAAACAGGAGUCCAACGGGGAAAUAAAAGAUCUGCUGCAAAUGCUACUUCGGCAGGUGGAGCAGGGACAAUCCACCCAUCAACGAGAGGCGCCUUUUCGAGCAGUUUGCGGGCAUGUUCUAACGACCGCGGAGAAGUCGCCGCUCACGGCUCUCAUCGAUUUCUAA